GAAGCGCUUCAAGAGUUCGAUUCUAUGCCGAAUGCAUCAGUCAGAGGCAUAGCAAAACGUCAUGGUAUCAACGAAUCUACGCUGCGAUUUCGUUUAAAAAAACGCAAGGAAGGAGCCAAAUUAGGAAAGUCUGGUCGGAAAUGUGUUUUCGAUGCAGAAACGGAGGCCCGGCUAGCUAAGUGCAUUGGUGUUGUAUGUAACCUUGGUUUUAGUCCUACGUUGGAUGAAAUUUUGGAUCUUGUUGCCGAAUACAUCAAAGUCACAGGGACGAUUUCACUCCAGUUUAAAAAUGGAAGGCCUGGUUUGGUGUGGAUAAAGAGCUUUAUGAAAAGAAACGGACUGAGUCACAAGAAGGCUGAGAUGAUUAGUACUGCCCGUAAAGCAAACACAUCCAAUCCAUUUAUAAUUUUUGAUUUCUACGAUCAAUUGGAACAGAUCUUCGAGAAAUACCCUAAUCUGGAUGCACAACGGAUCUGGAACUGUGACGAAAGUUCUUUCCCAACUGAUCCAUCAAAAGGGAAAGUUGUCUCCGUGAAGGGACAGCGUGCCCUUAAAUUACGGUAUGGCGCUGGGAGAGAAAACAUCACUGUACUCGGUGUUUGUAAUGCAGCUGGAGUGGCACUUGACCCUCUUAUUAUAUUCACUGGAAAAAAUAUGCAAAGUACGUGGUACGGGGACAAGGCUCUACCCAACACGUUUUACGCCAAGUCUGAAAACGGUUGGAUGGACACGGAAGUUUUUUCCACGUGGUUCGCCAAAUUCACUGAGGACGUAACAGAAAGACCAUUGUUACUGGUGUUUGAUGGGCACCUUACCCAUAUCAGCAUAUCUGUCAUUAAAAAAGCAUUGGAAGACGAUAAAUUAUAAUGAAAUUCCCUCCACAUGUUACGGAUGUCAUGCAAC
This is a messenger RNA of Hydractinia symbiolongicarpus, 903 nucleotides long. RefSeq lists its product as uncharacterized. The coding region runs from base 25 to 867 and encodes 280 amino acids. Lineage: Eukaryota; Metazoa; Cnidaria; Hydrozoa; Anthoathecata; Hydractiniidae. The record is from RefSeq and is a predicted model, not a curated record. Gene Ontology annotation, molecular function: DNA binding. The transcript has 3 exons. Gene Ontology annotation, cellular component: nucleus.